CGCGGGCAGAAAGACUAAGGACGGAAAUAAAGCUCUUGAAGCUCUUCUGCGCUGAAAAGCGAUGGGGGGAGGCGGAUGGAGAAGGAUGGUAAGUGGAGGUGGGAGAGCUGGGCGGAAGUGAGAACGAGAGAUGUCACACCCUCGGGAGCCAUCGAUUAAGUCAGCGCUUGUUUAUCCCUUCCUUUCCUCUCUCUUCCACCACGCGCUCGCCCUCUGUCCACCACCCUCGCCAUCCCACCUCGUUAAGCCAUCACACAAAUCCGUCGACUGAUACCCCUCUGCGGUCCGUCUCUACACCAUUUCGAAAUCACAAUGGCUUCCCUAGGAACCAAGCGCAAGUCCGCCGACGACGCGUACCCCAACAAUGAGGCUCGAACACCCUCGCCCAGCCCGCCCCAGAAGAAACUUCGGAUCACACGAAACCAGAAACAGGCUUUGAUCGAUAAUUUGCAACUUGAGGUCACCGAAAGAGCUCGCAAACUACGCGCCCAAUAUGCCCUCCAGGCCAGUGAUCUCCGUGCUCGAAUUGAACGGCGUGUCAACCGAAUUCCCGUGGCUCUGCGAAAGGCAAAUAUGGGCGAGUUGUUGGAGAAGCAUAAUGCGGCGAUCCGGGCACAGCACGAGAACGGCUCACCCAGGAAAUUCAUGAGCCCCAUCAAGGGAUCCCGAGGUCUCACGGCCAUUUCCAUGAGCCCUGCGAAGCACAGGGCUGCAGCAGCUAGUCCUCAGACUCGCAGGGCUAAAAAACAAAGCCACGAAGGUCAUUACUCCGACAAGGAGAACGCCCCUGCUGCGGGAGAAUCUCUGGAUGUGUUGAAGAACCCCAAGCGACGCGGAAAGCCGGGCGCUGCUGCUGGUACCUCGCGCGUCGUGUCCCAAGAAGUCCGAGGGGCAGACUUCAGAAUCUUGUCCCCCAAAUCCUCCAACUCCCGAACCUACCCCCAAUCGCCGUUGCGCGCCUCUCCCGAAAAGCCCACGACUUCGUCCUACCUGUCGCGUCCCAUGUCGCCGCUCAAGCCGUCUAGUCCGCUCAAGUCCACAUCGGCUGCUCUGCCCGGAUCGGCCGUGCGACCAGCGCGUACCGCUCCUUCGGCCGCCUCCUCUAUUAGACCCCCUUCGCAAGCACAAACCAAGCGGCCGGUUAGCCGGGCUGCGGCGAGCGUGCGGUCUGUUCAUUCGCCUUUGCCGCGACCUGCAACGCGCCAAUUAGAGCGCCGAGGUAGCGUCUCGUCCUCCGCAUCGUCCGGGACAACCGUUGCCAAGCCGACGCGCACUGGCACAGGCGCCAGGAAGGCGACGACUACAUCCGCGACCAGCGUCCCUGCUAAGAAGACCGUCGCGCGCAACCAGGUUCCCUCCACCUCUGCCAAGCGGAAUACGGCUUCGGCAACCCGGAAACCAACUGCGGCUGCAGGAGGUGAAGCUCCAACGGGCCGCAGAGUGCUGCGCAAACGGGCAUAAACAAGACAUCGUGAACUCUACACUCAUGUGCUUGAAAAGCAGUUCAUCGGGUCUUGACAAUGGCUGACAUGACUUAUUAUUCGAAAGGCGAAUCAUUGGCGCAUCAGGGACGGUACAUGGGAGUUUUAACUAUGCCACUUGCAUAGUCUGCGGUCUUGUUUGGGUUUGAACAAAUUUCUAGCUUGUCUUUAUUGCAUGCGCAUUUAUUCUGGUUUGUGAGACUUUCUCAGGUGUUUGGCAUUGAUCAUUGGGGAUUCAAUCAAUGGGACUGCAUGUUUACCUUUUAGUUUUUUUUUCUUCCUUCUUGAGGUUCAUUGAUUUAAUUGAGCGCGAUCGAUUCC
Molecule: messenger RNA, 1802 nt
Organism: Aspergillus steynii IBT 23096
Lineage: Eukaryota; Fungi; Ascomycota; Eurotiomycetes; Eurotiales; Aspergillaceae
Exons: 3
Coding region: 313-1461 (382 amino acids)
Biological process (GO): mitotic sister chromatid segregation
Cellular component (GO): chromosome, centromeric region; chromosome passenger complex; spindle midzone
Source: RefSeq, a predicted model, not a curated record